This is a messenger RNA of Planococcus citri (citrus mealybug), 4783 nucleotides long. RefSeq names its product facilitated trehalose transporter Tret1-like. Gene Ontology annotation, biological process: transmembrane transport. Gene Ontology annotation, molecular function: transmembrane transporter activity. Bases 257 to 1630 code for a protein of 457 amino acids. Lineage: Eukaryota; Metazoa; Arthropoda; Insecta; Hemiptera; Pseudococcidae. The record is from RefSeq and is a predicted model, not a curated record. Gene Ontology annotation, cellular component: membrane. The transcript has 2 exons.
AUAUAUCGUGGUAUUUAACCUCGACGACUUUUAACCCGAUCUUCUUCAUCGUAUGUUCAGAGAGACUCGAAUAGAUGUACUAUAAUACGCCAAGUAUGUCAUAAAUUAAUAGUUUAAACAUCGUGUAAGUAACAUAAUUGUCUCCUACAUCGUUACAUAGCUGAAUAAUGUAAAAUGUGUUCGAUUUUUACUUAAAAUUAUAGGUAUAAGGUGAAAAGUAAUCGUUAAAUUGAGUUUAUUGAUUAAGCAUAAUAAAAUGCCAAAAUAUGCGGAAGUGCUUCAUCAAACACUGGCUGUAAUUCCAGUUUGCCUAGAUGAAUUCACAAUGGGAAUCGGAUACGGCUGGCUGGCCCCUACUCUGCGCCAGUUGGAACAUAAUUCCACCUCAGUCACCUCAGAAAGCCAUUUUUUCCUGACAAAGGACGAAUGCUCGUGGAUAGCAUCGUUACACAGCUUCGGCCGAGCUAUCGGACCGAUUCUUUCAGCCUUCUUGGUGGAUAUCAUCGGUCGCAAAUUCAUCCUCAUCGUUCACGCUGUCGUGGCAUUCCUGAUGUGGCCAUUUCUACUCAACAGAUCAGUAUACAUCAUUUACCUAGUCCGUAUAAUAUUCGGUAUAGCUUUAGGAAUGUACGAGGUAGCGAAUACCGUGUACAUAGGAGAAAAUUGCUCGCCUAAAUUACGAGGCAUAUUGGGUAGCAUAACCGCUGCCUGUUUUUACGCCGGUGUCUUCGUCGAGUUCAUUCUAACAUCGUAUUUAUCCUACGAUACGGUGAUAAUAAUCAACACGGUUAUAGGCGCUCUAUGCCUAGCUUCCAUAUUACUGCUGAAAGAACCAGCUCAAUUUCUUCUAAUGAAAGAUCGCGAAGACGAAGCUCUAAAAACCCUAAUGUGGUUAAAGGGUACCAACGACAUGGCCCACGUUAAACCAGAAUUCGAACGAAUCAAACAAAACGUGUACGUCGAAAAGUUGAAAAAAUUCUCUCCAAGAACCAUCUUCUUAUCGAAAGCUAAUUAUAAAAGUAUCACCAUCGUGUUGAUUAUUUACCUAAUAACCGCAUCUACCGGAUACGAGGCGAUAACCGCGUUCGCUUCGAUGGCAUUUUCGUCAUCCGAAAUGCUGACUCAAGACGACUUCACCAUAUUAUUCGGUCUAUUGUCUUUAGUAGCCGUUUGCAUAUCGUCGUGUAUUAUCGAACGUAUAGACAGAAGAUCUUUCAUACUGAUUUCGUUCUCGUUUUGUACGCUCGUAUUGUUAUGUACGACUGUUUUAUUUUACCUUCACGAUAAUAACGUCACCGAAAUCGCCAAUUUUUCGUGGCUAAUAUUUUUUACCAUUACGUCAUACGCGACGAUUUACGGCGCCGCUUAUCCGGCCAUUUACAUUAUUAGAAGCGAAUUAUUCCCCCUUAGUGUGAAAGCCAUAGGUGGAUGUUUGUCUAUAAUCGGUAAUUCGGUUGUAGGGUUCGUAAUAUCGAAUAUUUUCUUAGUUGUAGCGAAGGAUUACGGAAUGUACGUGAAUUUUCUCAUAUUUACCAUUUUCAGUUUAAUUACCGUGAUUUAUAUUUAUUUCGUGUUACCAGAAACUAGAGGGAAAACGUUGAUCGAGAUACAAGAGUUGCUCGAGAAAUAGAUCUGAAUGUAAGGGAGUGGGUGUCUGAAAAAUUGGAACCAAUGGGUGGUAUAGGGGGGGGGCUAGUGAGUUGAUGACUGCUUGCCUGUUUGUUAAACUAAAGGGGCAAUGGGAAUAUUUUGAACAAUUUAUGGAGGGUAAAUCACUGGUAAAUGCGAGAUACGAGACCCCUUCAAUUUCAACUUUAGACAAAUAUCAAUACAUCAUCCUCAUCCAAAGACUCAUUUAGUAUUCAAAGUCUAUAGAUAAAUUCUAUACCUUCCCAUUGUCAGAAACUUUGUAUGGAAUCAAUUCUUUUCCAAAAGAUAGUCACACACUUUCUUCGAAUUUUUUUUUCUUGAAAAUAAGAUACCCUCUCUCCCUUUCCCUUCCACCAACAGCUCAAAGUUUCAAUUAUUUUGAAAAACUAGCCGCACACAAAAAUUAAUCUAAUAUAUGAACAUUUUUUGCUUAAAAUUUUAUGAUACCUAUGAAGAACAAUUUUUUGAACAAAUUAUAAUUUUUUUUUGAUACUUAUUUUCAAGGAAUUUUUGGUCUCAAAAUUAAAUAAAGUCAUAAAUACAUUCAACAAGUCUUGCUUCCCCUAUCUUUUUUAUCUACAAAAUUGAUUUUAUUUCAAUUUUUAGAGAAACAGGGGGGUUUUCAACACACUUUUUGUAAAAUUUUUGCACAAAAAAAUUCAUCGAAAAAAAGGGGCCAAAGUUUUGAAACACUUCGAAGCAUCAAGUUGAGAUAAAACUCAACCUUUUUUCAGCUUUAAAUUUUUUUAAAGAAAACUCAUGGCAAAAACAAAAUUUUUAGUUCCAGAAAUUCUAAAUUUUUCAAAUUUUCGAUGAAAACUUGAAAAAAAAAUCGUGCGUUCAGUUUUUUUUUUACGUAAAAUGCUUCUUUUUAGUUUUCAAAUUUGAAAAAAAUCGGUCAUUCAUACGUACUCAAUUUUUUCCAAAAAAAAACAGCAACUCAAGCAACCAAAAAAGUUCUAAAAAAUAUUCAAAAUUACUGCCAAAAAAAUAUAUUUUUCUAAAAUUCUGUCAGACAAGUGAGACUAUUUUGUAACUCUUAGGUAAUAAAGCAAGAUUUAGUUUAAUAAAAUUUGAUGAAUUUGAGCAUAAAUUGCAGAAAGUAUGUUACAACAAAAUCAAUUCUUAAAAUUCACCAAAAAAUAACGAAAUUUUACAAUUUUAGCAAAAGGGAAACCUUUUUUGGCCAAAAACGCGAGAUUUUCAAGUAGGUACCUAAUUUUUGAAAAAAAAAAAUCGAAAAAAGAGGCUUUAUGAAAACUUUUGGUAGUUUUAGAAAAAUAGUGGCAUUUUAUAGCAAUUUGGUAGAAAGCGAGGAUUUUUUCCAAUUUCUUUCAAAAAGCAAACUUUUUGAGAAUUUUGCAACUUUUUAAUGAAGAAAUUGGCUUUUUUAAAAAUGUUGACAAAAAGCAAAACUGACGAUUAUAUCAAAAAAGAAAAGCAUUUUGGAAAUUUUUGGCAACAAAGCGAGAAUUUUGGACAAUUUUUGAGAAAAAAAGUGGAACAUUUGAAAUUUUUGGAAAAAAAUUGCAAAAAUGAAGGCCUUUUGUAAUUUUUUGGUAGUUUUUGUAAAAUAGGGUCAUUUUACAGCAAUUUGGUAAAAAGCAAGAAUUUUUGUCAAUUUAUGCCAAAAAGCAAGAUUUUUUGAGACUUUUGCAACUCUUUGAUGAAAAAAGUUACUUUUUGAAAAUGUUAACAAAAAGUAAAAUUUUGACAAUUUUAGCAAAAAAGCAAGGUAUUUUAGCAAUUUUUGGCCACAAAUUGUGAUUUUUGGACAAUUUUUGAAAAAAAAAGUAGGACGUACAUUUAAAAUUUUUGGGAAAAAAUCGAGAAUUUUUGUCAAUUUAUGCCAAAAAGCAAGAUUUUUUGAGACUUUUGCAACUCUUUGAUGAAAAAAGUUACUUUUUGAAAAUGUUAACAAAAAGUAAAAUUUUGACAAUUUUAGCAAAAAAGCAAGGUAUUUUAGCAAUUUUUGGCCACAAAUUGUGAUUUUUGGACAAUUUUUGAAAAAAAAAGUAGGACGUACAUUUAAAAUUUUUGGGAAAAAAUCGAGAAUUGUUGUCAAUUUCUGCCAAAAAGCAAGACUUCCUGUGAUUUUUGCAACUUCUUGAUGAAAAAAGGUGACUUUUUGAAAACGUCGACAAAGAGCAAAACUUUGACAAUUUCAGUAAAAAGCAAGGAAUUUUGGCAAUUUUUGGCAACAACUCGAGACUUUUGGACAAUUUUGUAAAAAAAAGUGAGACGUUCUGAAUUUUUCAGAAAAAAGCGACGAUUUUCAGCAAUGUUUGGCCAAAAAUAACCUAGCUGACUAAAUGCGACAGUUUUCUGCUUAUUGUGCAAAAACCAAAAUUAUGGAUAGGUAAUCAGGUACGUACGGUUUGCCUAGUUAUGGCACAGAUAGUUUUAGCGAGUGCUUGACUUUUUUGUGCGUGCUCAAGGAACACAUAUCAACACUUCACAGGAAAAAAAAGUUUUGGGGAUUCAUUCGAAUUGAAAUCCAAUUUGCUUGAACCAUCCCAGAUUUUUUCAAGCCUUUUAUGAAAUUCUAAAAACCAGAAUAAAUUCACUCAUGGAUCGUUACGUAUUUUUGAAAAAUGCUGUCGCCCUAAUUUUCCAAACUCAGACGCUCCACACACAUCAUAAUAGCAUACAUAGGUCUAAAAAUUAUUUUAAAUUUGUUCAUUUUUCCCCAGAAAGAAGUACCUAACGAAAUACAAAGCUACCUAAUUAAUUAGGUAUAUCGAUAUUCAGCCACGAAAUAAAUUACCUAUUUUUUAAUCAAACCGUUCCGUCAAGUUCCACAUCAUUAAUAUUUAUGAUGAGCGAUACAUACAGAUAAAUACACAUACGUUCAAUUUCCACUUACCUUGCCCAAUAUUCUGUUACCACGAGAGCAUCAACGACUUUGUCUAAUGUCUAUACUCUGAUGAAAAGUUCAUUGUCAAGGUUCCACUUUGAAGAUCACCCUCUCAACCUCACGUAAGCCGGGUUUUUUUAUCCUAAAAACAGAAAAAAAUUCAAAACUCGUCAAUUCCAUGUUUAUUUAUAUUUUUUCGUAAUUGUUUUGUAAUUUAUUAUUUAUUACGUAUUGUUUUAUAUGUAUAUUAUUUUCAAAUAAAUUUUCUUAAUCCGA